Molecule: messenger RNA, 2679 nt
Organism: Nannizzia gypsea CBS 118893
Lineage: Eukaryota; Fungi; Ascomycota; Eurotiomycetes; Onygenales; Arthrodermataceae
Exons: 1
Coding region: 1-2679 (892 amino acids)
Source: RefSeq, a predicted model, not a curated record
AUGUAUCGCUGGCACGAGGCUGGUUGUCAACAGCCGGAAGUUGUGUUCAUAAACGAUACUCCAAAAUGUAACUCUUGUUUAUCUCAGCUGUCACAGGAGGAAGUAGUUGUUGAAGAGACUCCCUCCAUGUUGACUGUUCCUCAUGUCGAAUCUCUGUCUCACCUGAAGCUUACUUGGCCUGAAUCUGUCAAAUAUACCCAAUCCAAUAACUCCAAUAACGACAUAUCCACCUCAUCUAUACCAGACACUAAAACCAUCUAUGCUUCGCGCUUGGUAGCAAAGACCAACAACCUUGAUAGCUUUCCCAAUACAUCUGGAGGGGGUUUCAGGUUAUUACGGCUGCAGCCCGGCCAGAGCGACGAUCCGAUACGAGGAGAUAUUGAGAUAUUAUCGUUGAGAGACUUGGAAUCUCCGCCUUACCAAACUUUGUCUUAUUCCCCAUUUGCCGACCCUCCUUCACCUGCCGAGGAUUCUUCCGACAAAGAGCUUUCCGACAAGAAGCCUGAUGAGCAGACUUUAAAAACAAAGCCUGCGUGUAUACUUUACAUACCUCAACCAAAGAAUCGUCCGGUGUAUAUCGGACCCUAUUGGGAUGCUAUAUAUGUUGCGGAAAACUGCGAAGCUGGCCUGAAAGCGAUCCGAUGUCAGGGCACGGAACUACCUGUUUGGGUGGACUCAAUUUGCAUAGACCAGCAUAACAACGAUGAUAGGGCGGAACAGAUUGCAUCGAUUAAGUAUAUCUAUGCAAAUGCUGCGAAAUCGAUGUUUUUUGUUGGAGCUCCUUCUGAGGAUAGCGAUCUGGCCCUCGAUCUAUUGAGAUCGGUAGCAAAUGGAUUAGCAGUGCCCUAUCGGGUAGCCGCCACUAAAGGGAAAUCGAAGGAUGCACUAAGAUCUUUGUUUAAGCGGUUGUGCUUUUCCAGUCUGUGGCUUGCCCAACAACUUAUUUAUGCCGCAAACCCAGAGAUACUCUGCGGGAACCGCUCUGAGAUUUGGCCACCUUGGUCCCGGAUGCCUAACGGCAUACGCCGCUGUGCUCCGCUCUUAUUGCUUAAUCCAGGGGCAUGGGCUAAAUUGGUAGACGCAGGCCUUUAUAAUAUUCUACGCCACGCUUCAGCCCAUCAAUGUCCUGAUCCCCGAGACAAAAUUUUUGCAAUCCUUGGGCUUCUAGAGGAGGUUGGAUUUAGCGUCGAUUACAACCUCCCUGUUGAGGCUGUUUAUACUGGAGUCACUGCACACCUUCUACAGAAUAAGACUGACUUCCGACUAUUUAAUCUCCUUGGGUCCGAUGAACGACGCUUGAAUUUACCUUCUUGGGUCCCCGAUUACUCCCAGCCUUUACAGAUAGACCGUUCUUUUGACAUACAAAAAAUGGCCACAAUGACCAAUGAUAUAAUAAAAGUUGGAGAAUCUAAAACAGUACAGGCCCUAUACCCUUUUAGUUUCAAUGAAGCCCAGGAUAUCACCCUCGAACACGGGAUUGAAAUCGGCUCAGACGGGUCGUUGAAUAUCUUUGCGAUCAAAUUAUGUGACCUUUCCCCUGCAGAUAGUGUGACUAUGAACACCGAAAACGGCCGGCUUUUUAUAGUCAUCGAUAAGGGACGUCAUGGCUAUUUGUUGGUUUCUCUGAAGAAGAAAGAAUAUGAGAUAAAGGACGAUUCGAUAUUCCUUUUGAACCAGUCGCUCCUGGUUAUUCUGAGGCGUGAUCCAACGAAAGGAACAUACACAUUUUUGUCUCUCGCCAGCAUGGCUCUUGUCCAUUCAAACGAGGAGAAUGCAGAGUGGCGUCUUCCCUGUAAGCAACGGGAAGGGCAGGAUUGGCCGUUUGAAGUAUCUCUACGUAUCUCUUCAACGACCUCUACAAAGGUUCAAGAGUUUUAUUCAAGUCUAUUGGAGCUGUGUGAGGCAGACCCGUUGCCGGCGUUAAGCAUUGAUUCGACUACUACUGAGACGAUGGCCGUCGUUGAUUUCGGGAUUCUUAGCUUGACGGGUUUCGACGCACUAGAGGCAGAACUAAAAUCUAAUUGGCAGGGCUACACAGAGAAACUACGAUGGAUGUUUCGUGAUCAAGUUGCCAUCUGGAAAUUCAUUCGGUAUAUGGACCAGGAUGGCCAAAAGGACUGGUCAGGUACCGGGUCAAUGGCUGUCGAAGAUAUAGAUGGCCUGAAAGAUAACUAUGCCACGGAUAUCAAGGCUGAAUAUACAUGGAACCUUCGUCAAUUUUGCUGGUCCUUUCUCAAACCUGCAACUUUGGAUAUAGAUGAGCUGGAUAGUGUUUGGAACCCAGCCUUUGAAGCACUCAAGGCUCAUACUGCCGAAAUUCAAUCGUGGGCGGAAGCAACCGGAAAACUAAUGAAUGCAAUCGAAUUUUCACGGACAGCUCUAGGAAGCAGCAUGAAGUUCUUUCCUGGAAUAAAUCUCCCAGAGAAGUGGUAUUCGAAUUGGAAUAUUUUUUCUAAGGCAAGAGAGGACGGUGUAUUUCGCGAUGGGGAGGCUUUUGACUCGGACUAUUACUGGAACUGGUCGGAAUUUGAGCAAUGCAUUCAGCAAAGAGAGACGCUCUUGGCUCGGACGCUCCCCGAGGAGUUACGGCCCCAUGAAAACUGUGACAUGAAAGCCCAUAUGGCGUUCAGGGUAUGGGGAUUGGAUCUGAAUCAUGUAAGAAGAAUUAGGAUCGUGUAG